ACGCUGGUGUCUACGAAUGAAGCUUUAACGCAUAACAAUACUGGCAAAAAUCACAUCCAUUGGGCCAAUCGUAGCACACAAGAGUUCGAAACACUCAAUGGUGUAACAAGUCGAUUUAAUCGGAAAUUCACGGCACCUCUUCUAACUUGGCGAUUAUUCGUAUUGGCGGGUGAAUUUGUGAAACUACACUAUCCAGAGAGUUACUCAAAAACACACAAAAAUCCGUGCGAGCAUUUAGGAGGAUUUCACUCACAAACAUACCUACAGAUGAAUUAUAUAUACGUUUGUACGGCGCCACGCCAUUUUUCUCCAUGAGUAUAAGAUUAAUUUCAUAUAUCUUCACACGAAGUUCGAGUACUCUACCAUGAACAUUUCCAGAGAUAUUCGGCUGGUCGAUCUACCACCACUAGCCACCAACAAUUUAUGGAGACGAAUAUAGGUAAAAUAAAGAAAAUUCUCGCAAGUAACAACUACCCACACCACCUAGUACAAAGCCUAAUCGUACAGAAAGUAACAGAGAUAAAUAAAGAUCAAAACAAAAUGCCAACCACGAAAACAACAGACGGAACAAAGCGAUAUCAUAGUGUGACCUACAUUCCAAAGUUCCAUCAACAACUUGACCACGAAAUAACCACCAACAACCGUAAUAUUAAAUUGGCAUACCGAACCAACAGCACACUAUCUUCGAUCUUCACACCGAUCAAGCUCCACCAACAAAACAACGAGGUCUAUGAAAUCCCAUGUAUAGGCAAAGAAAACGAAGACUGCAACAAAGUUUACAUAGGGACAACAAAACGUGCACUAGGCGUUCGCCUUUCAGAGCACGAAGCCGACAUAAAGGAAAAGAAAAACAGCACAGCACUAGCACAACACGUACUUACCAGUGGUCAUACAGCUGAUCUAGCUAACGUCAGAAUAUUGGACAAAGAGAAGAGGGAACGGGUAAGAUACCCAAUAGAGAGUUUACGUAUACUACAGAAAAGGGAAAAAACAAUCAACCAGAAGGAGGACACGGAGGAUAUCGCGGCUGCUUACAUUUAUUUAUUUAUUUAGUCUACAGAAAAAUGUUUUCAUACAG
Molecule: messenger RNA, 1078 nt
Organism: Rhagoletis zephyria (snowberry fruit fly)
Lineage: Eukaryota; Metazoa; Arthropoda; Insecta; Diptera; Tephritidae
Source: RefSeq, a predicted model, not a curated record